GCUGGAUAAUUUAAGAGAUGUUGGAGUUUUAAUGAUUUAAGAAUGUCUACAGCUCUUGUCAAUAAUAUUCACUUUGAAAAUUGGUCUGCAAAUCAAGUUGCAGACUGGUUGAAAGGUCUAGAUGAUGUGAUACAGCAGUAUGUUGCACACUUCAAGGAUAAAGACAUUAAUGGGAAAAAGUUGUUGCUGUUGACACAUUAUGACUUGGAAAAAAUAGGAGUCCACAAAUUAGGACACCAAGAGUUGAUAUUAGAAGCUGUGGAUCUUCUGAGGUCUCUGCGUUAUGAUUAUGAAACCGAGAACCUGCAGUCCUUGGCUCUACAGCUGGGUUGUAAAGCUAGAAGUCUAUUUAACGAAGUUCAGCCCCGUAACUUGGAGAAUGACCCUAACAUGGCAAACAACUCCCACACAAAGCCACAUCACAUGACUGUGGACAUCCUGUCUUCUGUAGCUGACCUAAUUAUCACACUAAAGUGUGUCAUCCAGUGGUUAGACAGGGCACCAUUUGAGAAAAUCUAUGACAUGGUGUUACUUCGCAAUACUCUGGUGAAGCUUGGGAUAGAUCUGAUAUCAGCGUGUCAGAAAGAUGUUUCCGACCCAAAUCCAGAGGAGAAAAUAUACACUGCUUGUCACAUGCUGGCAGAUUAUUGUGAUGGCCUAGUAGUCAACAAUACAGAGACUCUGGUGAUACAGCCAGCUCUGCUGGAACAAGCCACCAUCCGCAAAAAACCUGGAGAGGAACUGGGUAUGAGAAUACAUUCAGCAUACUAUGGUGUACAUGUGAUUGGUGAAGUGAAGGACAGGUCACCAGCUGGUCUGUGUGGGAAGAUAGAAAAAGGUGAUGAAGUGGUGCAGGUGGACCAGAAAACAGUGGUUGGCUGGCAGCUUCAGAGAUUGGUUGAUAUUCUGAAGGAAAGACCAAAAGAAGUGCAUCUCCUCUUGAAGAAACGUCCUCAUCAUAUUAGUCCAUAUGGUCAGCUUCCAAAUAGACGUCAUCAAAACACAAACCUUCACCCCCCUCAAGUAAAUACCUUACCCUCCAAGAAGAGGAGAUCUCGAGAGGGGGAGCACAAUAAACAGGCCAGACCCUCACUUCAGGAAUUGUCAAGCUCUGUGCCAACAGAUGAUCUGUAUACAACAAGGGAGGAGAUCGUGACUGAUGAGAAGGAUGAUGGGAAUGAUACAGAUAGUGACGUAUUCAGGAGUGGAUCCGAGUCUCCCCAAUUCUCCCUUCCGGUUAUCACUGACCCCAAACAGCGCCGCGCCACUGUUAGCGGUGGAUCGCCAACCCUCAGCCGCGCUCUUCUGGGAAUUGAAGACCCAGACACCCCCACAAGACCGAAAUCUUUCACUGUGGCGUCGGCGGACUUACCACCACCUGAGUACAAAGACAUAGUGGGAGAGGAAAGUAAUCUAGCCAAACUUGGAAGUGGCAAUGGAAAGCCAGGAAACGCUCAGCAGAAGCGACAGGACUACAAGACAGCCAAGACUUCCCCACAAUCUCUAGAAUUUACAGUCAAGAAACCAGUUCCUAUUGUCCAUGAACCAAAAUCUGAAAUAACAACACCGAAAUCAGCUAGUGAAGAACAACAGAAAACUUUUCAAGAUUUGUUAGAUCAAAAGAAAGUUUUAGACUUAUUAGAGGUACCAUCUAGAUUUCAAAAUCCAAAUAGGCGGACAGCAGAGAGUGUAGAGGAAGUAGACAAGCCAGAUUGUCUGUCAUCUCCAUCAUCAACUGAUACCCUGACUGACCACUCCGAGAAGAAUGCCACAGAGGAAGAGGCAGACAGUGGACAUCAAGUAAAAAGUCCGAUUAAAGUGACCAGCAGUGUUGAGAAUGAUCAGGAGGGCCCCAGUUUGGAAGUCAUUGGUUGUACAGACAGAAGUGAGGAGGAUACUACUCAUGCCACUGCUAUUCCAGAUCCCCACACUGAGAAUUCAUCUGGGGUAAGUCUACACACAGUUGAGGCACAUUCGGAUACAAGUGGUCAGUGGCUACAAUGGCCUUUAUCCCAGAUGCCUAAAACAGCUCCACAAAAUCUGGAUGCCUCGUAUGUUGAUAGGCGAAAACCCAGUAAAAAUAUGGCUUUCUCCUCUGUUGCUACCUCUACUAGAGAAAAGAGUGAACCUCAACUGAUGAAAAUUCGAAAAAUUGACUCUUUUAUUGAAGGAGGGAAUCGGGACAAAAAAGUCGCGUUUUCUGAAUCAACAAAACAGGAGGAAAAUGUCAGUUACAAGACAAUCGUGGUGGGUGGAGUAGUUCAGAAGAUCCCUGUCACAAAUGAGCCAGCAGUUGUCAUGAGACAUAAAAAGAAAGCAAAACGCGUCGAUCGGCGAGUGAGUUGUAAGGAUCUUGGCACUGGAGACUGUGAGGGCUGGCUGUACAAGAAAAGAGACAAAGGAGGGUUCAUGUCAGGUCACUGGGUGAAGAGAUGGUGUGUUAUAAAACAGUACAACAUGUACUUCUACAGAGAUGUGGAGGAUCUGAAGGCAGAAGGAGUUCUACAUUUGCCAGCAUUCCAAGUUUCUCCUGCUCCAGAAGUCAAAACCAAAAAAUUUGCGUUCAAAAUUCACAAUGCCGGUACAUCCUUUGUUUUUGCCUCGGAGCGACAAGAAGAUAUGAAAAAAUGGAUGAAUAAGAUGGGGUUAGCUGCCAUAUCCUUCUCUCCUCCAAGGGUAAUUAAACAAGAUCAGUCCAAAUCAAAUGAAUAUUACAGCGAGAGUUCUGAUGAAGAAUCCCACCCCUCUACAGCCAGCAGUAUGGAGUCACUGAACAGUAUCGGACAGGUCAACGAAAGCAUGGUUAAUAGUUCAGGAGAGAUUUCCAGAAGUGCGGGUGAUUUAACUCGCCUUAUGGAUAAUAUUCGUAAGGAACAACUUACUUUUGACGGCAAGGACAAGAGGAAACAGAGAACUAGCGCUAUAUUACCACCGGGAGGACCACCGGACGAAAUGUCUGCCGAAAGUAUAGAGAAGCUCAAACGGAAACAUUCAUUAAUGCGAACUUUAAAGGCGAAAGAAUUGGAGCUUCAGGAAUUAGAGAAUCUUCUUAAAAGUGAAAAUAAAAAAGCCCUUCUUCGUAGCUUUAAGGAAGAUCACCCAGAUGCAAUAUGACUUCAAGGGAUGCUCCAAUGUUGUUUUGUAUCCCUUACUCGGACUCUGACGUUUAGUUCGAUCGCAAUCACCCUCGAUAGCAGGAAUGAAGCAACAAAAAAUAAUAUUCUAGUAAAUAAUGAACUAAUUACCAUUACAUUCCGGAAGAAAAGCAAGAGAGGACCUUCUAUAUUAUGGAAAUAGCGGUCAUUAGAUUUAACAUUUUUUAUCUGAAUUUCCUUGUACUGUUGAUUGCUGCACUUGAUGUCAAUUGGUCAAUGUUUUCUAUGUAAAUUGUUUUAUAAAUUUCCAUUUAAGCUUUGUAAACUUUUGUUAACUAUUGUGAAAUAUUAUAACAAAGUGACAGCAUUACAAGAGGGAACAUAUGAACCUAGCAAUUUUUUGUUUUGCU
Saccostrea echinata is the source of this 3505-nucleotide messenger RNA. RefSeq names its product CNK3/IPCEF1 fusion protein-like. Bases 43 to 3114 code for a protein of 1023 amino acids. Gene Ontology annotation, molecular function: protein binding. The record is from RefSeq and is a predicted model, not a curated record. NCBI's taxonomy places the organism in Eukaryota, Metazoa, Mollusca, Bivalvia, Ostreida, Ostreidae. The transcript has 20 exons.